AUGAAGACAUCCACGGGAGCUUUAAUCAUAUUCUCGUGGCUGCAGCUGAACUGGUGCAGCCAAGGAGAGAAGGUGGAGCAGCAUCCUUCUACCCUGAGUGUCCAGCAGGGAAGCAGCUCUGUUAUCAACUGCAGUUAUUCAGACAGUGCCUCAGACUACUUCCCUUGGCAAGAGAGUGGUUCCAUCCAUGUAGAAAAUAAAAUACUAUUACCCAUCCGUACUCAUAGCUCAUGUAAGGAAUGCAAUUGUGCUUCCACUGAUCAUUUCUCUGUCACUCCAAUGUUUCUUCAUGGUAAGAAUGAAGAACGUUAUUUAGGUGAUGCUCCAGAGAUGAAGUGUUCUCCAGGCUUCGUGACUGUGGUACUCUUAAUGCUUGGACAAACCCAUGGAGACUCAGUGACUCAGACAGAGGGCCAAAUGACCCUCUCAGAAGAGGCUUUCCUGACUAUAAACUGUACCUAUUCAACAACUGGGUAUCCCACUCUUUUCUGGUAUGUCCAGUAUCCGGGAGAAGGUCCAGAGCUCCUCCUGAAAGCCCUGAGGGACAAGGAGAAGGCAAGCAAGAAAGGAUUUGAAGCCACCCUCAACAGCAAAUCCAAAUCCUUCCACCUGGAGAAAGGCUCAGUGCAAGCGUCAGAUUCAGCUAUUUACUACUGUGUCAUGAGUGACACAGUGAUGGGGACUGCAGGGGGAGCUGAGCACAAACUCUGA
Neomonachus schauinslandi (Hawaiian monk seal) is the source of this 711-nucleotide messenger RNA. RefSeq lists its product as uncharacterized. The record is from RefSeq and is a predicted model, not a curated record. The transcript has 5 exons. Bases 1 to 711 code for a protein of 236 amino acids. NCBI's taxonomy places the organism in Eukaryota, Metazoa, Chordata, Mammalia, Carnivora, Phocidae.